Molecule: messenger RNA, 1743 nt
Organism: Plasmodium knowlesi strain H
Lineage: Eukaryota; Apicomplexa; Aconoidasida; Haemosporida; Plasmodiidae
Product: Plasmodium exported protein, unknown function
Exons: 2
Coding region: 1-1743 (580 amino acids)
Source: RefSeq, a predicted model, not a curated record
AUGGGAAAAGCGAAUAAAAAAAAUACAAAGGGGAAAAAGACUGCUGUUAGGCCUAUUUUAAAAAUAUCUUUAUUUACCUUCUUAGUAUGGAUAGCAAAAAGUUGCAACAAUGAUGGACACUACGAGGACGCCAAUGGCGUUCAGAACUUGGGAAAAUCCCAGAUCAUAAGAAAUGGAAGAUUGUUAUCAGAGGAACCAAAAAUAGAAUUCGAUUCCGUAUUCAGCACCUUCAAAGAUAGUUUUUUAGAUAAAAUGGGAUUAGGAGAGCAAGAACAGAACCAAAUUAAAGAUAUGAUGCAUUCAUAUUUUAACAAUUUAGAUUUCUCUUCCUUAGAACGACAGGUUCAAGAGAAUCCAGAAAUGUUCCAACAAUUUGGACAAAUUCCAAGUUCGCUUGAUGAGAUUCAAAUACCUCCCAAUUUUCUCGAACAGUUCCCACCACCCCCUGGUAUGUUGGAACAGUUUAAUCUCCCACCAGACGUGCUGGAAAAGUUCCCACCUCCACCCCAUAUGUUUCAAGAGUAUCAAAAAGAUUCAGACAAGUUUGGUCCAUUAGCACCAUUCCCUCCGAGCAUGUUCUUACCUCCCGAAUCUGACACAAGUGCUAGCUCGGAUGGAGAACCAAAACCUAGCACAAGUGCAAGCGCGGAUGGAGAACCUAAACCAAGCACAAGUGCAAGCGCGGAUGGAGAACCUAAACCUAGCACAAGUGCAAGCGCGGAUGGAGAACCUAAACCUAGCACAAGUGCAAGCUCGGAUGGAGAACCUAAAUCUAGCACAAGUGCAAGCGCGGAUGGAGAACUUAAACCUAGCACAAGUUCGAAGGAAGAUGCUGUUGAAAAGCCAGAACCAUGUUCAGGAAUGCCAGGAACAUUGCCUCCAUUCCCAGAUUUUGAGGAGCUUUCGGGAUCGCUAAAAUCAGGUGCCCACGAAAAUGUAAACGUAUGUGGAGAAAUUCAAGAAGGAGAAAAUGGAGUUUCAGGAAAUCUUUGUGCAGUUGAGCCAAAGAAGGAUAACAACAAACAAGAUGAAGAGGAAGAUGAAGAAGAGGAUGACGAUGAGGAGGAGGACGAAGACGACAGCGACGAAGAUGACGACGACGACGACGAGGAAGAUGAAGAAGACGAAGAAGAAGAUGGAGAACAAGAGGGUAAUAAAUUGGCUCAGGAAAUCAGUGCAGUUCCUAAGGAAGGAAAGAAACAGAAGAAUGAAGAAGUUAAUGAAGGAGGGAAGAAAAAGGAAAAUGAAAAACACGUUAUUGUGGAGGAAGUAAAAGAAAAAAAAAAAAGUGAAGUAGGUGAUAAUAAGUGUGAGAAUACAGAUGAAGAAUUUGUAGAGGCCGAAGAAGAAGGAGAUGAAAUAUUUGAAGAUGCAGUGGAAAAAUUUGAGGAUAUGGAGCAACCGUCUGCAUUACCACAGUUCCCAUCGAAGAAGCCCCAAGCUGCGCAACUUCCAGAGCAGGCAAUUUUUCAACCCUUCGCAAACAUGAGCAUUCCAGGUAUGCCUAAUCUGGAUUUAUUAUUUGGUCCACAAUUAGCAAAGAACGAAGAAACUAGCGCACUAACGAGUUUUGUUAAUAAAUUAAAUUUUUUUGGUAUCGAUGCUAAAUCCUCUAUAAAUGCAACUUUUCUAGUUGGACUUGCUUACUAUAAUGUAAAAUAUUUCGUAUAUACCAUGAUGUUUAUUGUAGGGCUGAAUUUAUUUAGGGAAUUAGGCGACAUCUUUAAUAAGCUGCGUAAGUAG